Cercospora beticola is the source of this 831-nucleotide messenger RNA. Its product is annotated as class I SAM-dependent methyltransferase. NCBI's taxonomy places the organism in Eukaryota, Fungi, Ascomycota, Dothideomycetes, Mycosphaerellales, Mycosphaerellaceae. The record is from RefSeq and is a predicted model, not a curated record.
AUGCGCAACGCCAUGCAGAGUCGGCGUCUGGCACCACAGGUCCCUCAUCUCAUUCCCAUCCUGGACGAACUGCCAGAAGGUGCUGUCGUGUGCGAAGUAGGCUGCGGUCCAGGCGGCAUUACUCUCGACAUUGCCCAACGCUAUCCUCGUCUUAGGGUGCUUGGCAUGGACAUUGAUGCCAAGUCUAUCAAGCUGGCGCAGGACGCGGCAAACCAAACUGGCGUUCAGAACCUACAUUACUCUGUAGGGGAUGCACUCAAGCUGUCCGAACUUGCUGCUCAACCCAACUUCGAAGCUAUCGAAGGAGGCUGCCAUCUCAUCUACAGUCAUGCGGCAAUCAUGCACACUCCCGACGCUCUCACUUCAAUCAAGCAAAUGAAACGAGCCACAAUAGCAGGCGGAACCAUCUCCCUAACAGAAGGAGACUCCGGCCUCUUCUACGCAUAUCCCGAAGUACCCGGCAUGCAAAAGCUUCUCGAAGUCUUUCCUCGCAUCGGCGCAGCAAAAGGUGCAGAUACCCUGCUUGGUAGAAAGCUCAUAUCGCACGGCCUUGCUGCUGGCUACGCACGCGAUGACAUUACGCGUCACAAGAUGUCAGAAUCGACAGUUUCUUCGCCCAUGGAACGUGCAGGACUGGCUAAAGGAUUCGCCCAGAUAUUUGCAGAUGUUGGAAGCAAGCCAGAAAUGAUGAAGGCGGCGAAUGUCACUUCGGAAGACAUUACAUCCAUCCGGAAGGGACUGGAGGAGUGGUCAAAAUGCGAGGAUGGCAUUUGUUCAUUCAUCUCCAUGACAGUCGUGUGUGUUGACAGUGGUGGAAAGAAGGGUAACUGA